Sander lucioperca (pikeperch) is the source of this 1923-nucleotide messenger RNA. It is a transcript of the gene ncmap, whose product is annotated as non-compact myelin associated protein. Gene Ontology annotation, molecular function: structural constituent of myelin sheath. Gene Ontology annotation, biological process: regulation of myelination. Lineage: Eukaryota; Metazoa; Chordata; Actinopteri; Perciformes; Percidae. The transcript is spliced from 4 exons. The coding region runs from base 572 to 1030 and encodes 152 amino acids. The record is from RefSeq and is a predicted model, not a curated record. Gene Ontology annotation, cellular component: plasma membrane; Schmidt-Lanterman incisure; paranode region of axon.
AAAAUGCACAGAGCCCCAUUCUCUGCAGUUCAUGUGAGACAUCCUGCGAGGUGCAGCCAGUCUGAUUUUGAGAGGCAGUAGUCAUGGUGAGAGCCGAGCCGAGCAGACAACUCUGGAGAGACGCCUCUCUUUUUGAUCAGCGGCCACGGCACGCCUAAGGGCCAGGCGGAAGGACCUGAAAAACCAGCUGCCUGCGAUUAUUACUCUCAGCGAGGAGCAGCUCAAGAGCAACAAGUUAGCAAGCGUGGAGCCUCCUCCUCCUCCUCCUCCUCCUCUUCACAUAAACACUUUGAUUCCCACAGAAAGCACACACACAGAGGCAUCUCUGGUUGUUUUUAAACUCUUUUGGCCUUCGUUUUUGUCCGUGCCGUCUGUUUGUACCUGUGGGACUGUCACUUUAGCAGCACCUGGGACUUAUUUACUUAUCAGAGUAGCACAAACUCUUCUACUCUGGUCCACUGGUGGACUAUGCCCCUAUCAGUCAGCUGAGGGAGGGGGCUCUGCAGCUGCUCAGUCUCCCAUCUGGAGAAGGCUUGGGCUGAAAUUAAAGAGGAGACGGUAAUUACUGAAGAUGCAAGCUUCAACUGUCUCACCUGGGACCAACACUACAGUACCUUCAAACACAACCACCACCACAAAGACCAAAGAACAAAUACUCAUCCAGAGUUCUGGGGCAAUGAUCGCUGUCAUCGUCAUAGGUAUCAUCAUCCUUCUUGCCAUUCUCCUGAUCAUCCUGAAGACGUACAACAGACGGACACAUGUAUCCAGAGUCCUGGGAGCCAGCGGUGCCUCCAAACCUCGUCCGAAGAUGUCACAAUCCACAGUUCCGAGCAGCAUGCCGCUGAGCACCAUGGGAGUCAACUCUGUGUCGGGCAGCAUCUCCAAUUUAAACCCAGCUUCAGAGAAUGGCUUCCAGCUGCCCAGAAUGGAGGUGAUCAGUGUGGAGGGAAACCACAUAGAGCAAUGCAGCACCAUCAGUGAAUCCACUGCGAUAACCAUACACAAUUCUCCAUCAAUGAGAAACACAUAGCAGCAAGACUGUGGUUCUCACAACAGGCACUGACUGAUGUGUCGUCUUCAUCCGUGACCACAUACUGUGUGCAGACUGAAUCCUGUGAAAACUCAAUCUGUGACGUUAGUGUUUUCACUGUCAAUCUCCACCAACUGGCGACUACAAUGAUAACAUGUCCUUUUGGUGUGAAAAAAUAUACAUCAUGAACAAAAUGGUACCAUAAACAGACACAACGGGUUGCAUGAAGGAUGUUGAAUGACGGGGAACUGAGACGUUCUUGAGAAGAUUUGCUUUUUGGCUACAGUCAGUGUUCAGAGUAUAGAUGCCAGACAUUUCUUACGGUUUGUAAUCUUUGCAGAUCACUACUAAUACAAUAAAAAAAGUGUAGUGUAGUAAAGACUGUAAUGGCUUGAGAACGUUGCUCAUACGUGUGUACAUUUCUGUAUUAAAAAGGAUCACAUAGGUUCAUGAGUAAAUUUAGGAUUAGUAUAAACUUCAGAGAAGACAAAGACAAUAUGAAAGAAGCUAACUCAGUGUGUAAUGGAUGCCAGUAUGUUUGAGGAAAAUGUGUUGAUAUUGCAGAUUUAUGAUAUAACAUUAUAUUACAUUAUUUACAAAAUCUGGUUAACCUUGCAUUAUACUGUCUUUAUCUUCUGAUCACAGAUUCUCUCAGAUUAGUUUUUGUUUAAGAAAUCUAUAAAAUGUCAGUGUACUUUUUUUAUUACCUUGUAUAACGAAGAGACCACAGAGAUAUUUUAUGAGACAUCUGGGUGUCAGCCUAACACGCUGAUGUGAAUCCUUUGUAGUUUGAUGCCAAAGGAUUUUGCACUUUAUUUCCAUUGCUCCCUGUAUUUGUAUGUUUUGUGGUUCUUUAAGUGAAAUGAGAUGGAAAAUAAAAAAUAAUAUUUCUA